This is a messenger RNA of Poecilia reticulata (guppy), 5010 nucleotides long. It is a transcript of the gene lrrc53, whose product is annotated as leucine rich repeat containing 53. The record is from RefSeq and is a predicted model, not a curated record. NCBI's taxonomy places the organism in Eukaryota, Metazoa, Chordata, Actinopteri, Cyprinodontiformes, Poeciliidae. Gene Ontology annotation, cellular component: plasma membrane. Gene Ontology annotation, molecular function: protein binding.
UUUGGCUGCUCCUCUUUAAGUCUCUGCCUGGCUGUACGGUCAGAAAAUCGGGAAUGUGUCCCUUAAGUAUUGUGUUUGACGGAAGACACGGUUUGAAUUUGCUCUUUCUCUCUCUGCUCUUCGGUCCAUGAAGCCUCCUUGUUUACUCCUCCGGUAUCUCAGGUAAUAUUUGAGCUUUGAGAUGGCAGUCAGCUUCUCCCAAGUUGUAAAAACAGCGCACUGUUCCCACACUGUUAUGCAUCGUGAUAACUGAAAGGGGGUGGGGGAGAAGGUAAUAGUAAAAAGUUCUUCCAGCUGCACAGCAUUCAAAACCAGACGGAAUAAUUAUUUAACCAUGCAAUGCCUCAACCAAGAAGAAGAAAAAAAUUGUAGCAGAGCUACUCAAACGUGCUGUCGUCAUGAGCGGAGUGCUUCUAGAAAAUUAAAAUAAACGUAUCGCUGGAGAAACUACACGCUUUCAACCAUUGACAAGCUUCUUUUGUGAUUCUAAUUUGGAACAUCCACCUGUGUCCAAGUUGUAUUUAUCUGCAUGUUUAAUCUCAUGUGAAGUUUUAGGAUUUGGUAAAAUGCCAUCUUUAUUAUUCCAAACACCUGUACUACAGCCAUCAAAGCUGCCACCGCCAUGUUUGACAGCUGGACAUCAUGAUGUUCUUCUUCCUAAUUUUGGCAAAAUUGCUCAAUCUUUGUUUCCGUUGGUCAGAAAGCAUUAAAUUCAGAAAGCAUUUCACCUGUACAUAUCCAUAUACUGAGUUUUAAAGUGUGUAUUUCUUCUUAGUCACCUCCAUCUCAGUCUACGUUGAAGUAAAACUUAGUGACAUCACUUUUUAUGGUCACUUUCUCAGUUUACGAUUAAUUUGAUCCUUGGUGGUUGUUAGUUUUGUUGUUGUUAAAAAUGUAUGAAUUUUUCAUAAAAGUUAAAUUUUGACCAAAAACCAGCCAAUCUAAAUGAAGACUGAUCGUAGUUUAGUCAAAACGAUGCCAUGAUUUUCAACUUGCCCAAUAAUAUUUARUACCAAAUGGGUUUAUGUCCAUAUUUGAGACUGAAUGUAUGAUUUUAAAAAUGUGUGGAGGAGAGAAAAUUCUUAUUAAUUUAAAAUUCUGCACCCAAUUCUUCUUUAAAUCCACUUAAAUAAUCUGCUUUAUGCUCAUUCCUUUUAUUAUGAAAUUCAUGUCAACAGUGAAUUUGUUAACCUCUGACUGACUCUGAGUCAGUAAAGCUGUUUAGGUUUUUAUCAGAGGAUCAAAUACAUUUCUCGUGGUGCGAAGAUGCAAAGAUGUUGCACUGCGAUAAAGGAAGCCACUUUUUUUUUUUUUUAACUGUGGUUCUGAUGGCCGAUUCUGAUAAGAGUUUGUACUGCAACGUAACACAAACUUGUUUCAUAACAGACGGCUCGGGRAAAUGCAGCCCGAUAGCGAAGGUGCUUCAGCAGAAACCCGAUAGGCCUCACGCUGCCUCAGUGUUUGGCUGUCAGCCAUCACUCAGCAUCUUGUUUGUUUGCCUAGCAACAAAACARAAACCUUCUCUACUACUCUCCUGCUUUAAUGUUUAAAUGCUUGAUUUGAAUAUUCAAAUCUUACUUAGAAAUGCGUGCACAACUGCAGUAUGAGACACACUAAAAGCCUCAAAGUGCUCUCCAUCAAACCCGAUUCUGUAUUUUCAGGCUUUUAUUUAUGAAAUAAAAGCCUCAACUUAAGGCUACAUCAUCUUCCAGAAUUUAAGCAAAUAAUUUGUCGGUUUUAAUCAGCUUUUAUCAUCGGGUUUAUUUUCAAUAUUAGUUGUGUAAAGACGUCAUUUUAGUGUUUUCAUUAUGUAUUUUCAGAUUAAACAUGAUGGUGACAAUAAUGAAGCUGCAUCGGGUGACAGCCGCGUGGAAGAGAUGCUGCCUUGUCGUCAUGUCACAUCUUCUGUAGCACACCAUGACCUGUGUUUUGCUGAUGUUCCUGCUGCCAGUCGUYGAAGCCCAGCRUGUUCCAGCCUGCCCCGUUUCUUGUGCGGUCUGCUCAGAGGAUGCAGUCAUCUGUCAGAGGCUUGCUAACAUCAUUGAUGCUCCAGACUCGACCCAGGCUCUGCUGCUAACUGAGGGCUCCAUCUCUGUGGUCCAGCCGGCCUCGCUGUCUGUCCUCAGGAACAUCACAGUUAUAGGCCUGAGCAGCAACCACAUCUCAGAGCUUAGUGAGGACGCCUUCAGAAACCUGCCUUUCCUCCACACUUUGCUGUUGGACCACAACCUCCUGACCAGCCAGGCUCUGCAAGGUGGAGCGCUGAUCAAUCUCAGUCAGCUGGAAGUUCUUGCGCUGGGCCACAAUCACAUCGACAUGAUCCAGGCUGGUUGGUUUACAGGCACAAAGGCUCUGCUCAGCCUGAAGCUGGAGGGAAACCUGGUCACCAGGCUGAACCCUGGAUCCUUUCCUCURAACCACUUCAGGAGUCUGGAGACUCUGGAUCUUUCGGAUAAUUUGAUAGAUUUUCUGGACAGAAACAGCUUCCGAGGUCUGGUUAGCUUGAGGAGCCUGGAUCUCUCCAGAAACCGUCUGAGUUCAGUUCCUCCAGAGGCUUUCUCCUACCUUGUGUGGCUGUCGAACCUGAACCUGGACCUCAAUUCAUGGAACUGCACAUGCGAGCUGCUGGAGCUGGCUGCCGUCCUGACGAGCUUCAUCCAGGAGCCGGACAAGGCGCUGUACAAUGGCCGUCGGAUGAUGUGUGUGAGUGCGGACAACCCGGCUGUGACCACGGUGCUGGAGCUGACUGAAGCCAACUGCGUGCCGUCCAAUCAGAACAUCACGGUGCAGAUAGAGGCGAGAAGCAGCGUGGCGCCUCAGCAGUACGCUCGAGACCUGGCCAUAGCUGCAGUCAUCUGCUUCCUAGGAGGAGUCGCUUUGACCCUGCUUGCAGUCUUGAUCUGUUACCACGUCUCUCAACGGAAGAAGAAGAAGAAAGAAAGUCAAAAACUGAAGGAAGAACGGGACAAAGACGGAACAACUUCUAACCAUGUAAAUCGACUCGGAGAUCAGGAGAGGAUGAGGAAUUUUUUCUUACAAGCCAACAGCAGUCAACAAUGGAGCAAAGAGUCCAUGAYGCUGGAUGAAAGAAUGGAUAUGUUUAAGUCCAGAGCUGAAGAAAAUGGUAGCAAAGUCCAUUGUCCUCAUUGCAACACUAAUGGGAAGAUGCCGAACMAAAUGAGAAAGGGUAAGUGGGMAAACGGAGGACCUGAGGCUGAAGAUGUCCAGGAGAGAAGGAAAUUGAGGAUGAUGGUGGAAGAGGAGAGAAGGAGAGGAGUUAUUCAACAACAGAAUUACAACUGGAAUGUCUCUAACAAGAUUCCUCCCCACAUCGUCAACUCAUCUUUUCAUCUGCUGAGAGAAACGUCAGACAAUCUUCCACCCUUCAAGGYUGACGGUGACAUGGGCAACCACAGGACUGAUGAUGAAUCAAAGAGCAGAAGUUAUGAGGCUUCACUCUGCAGGAAUUGCCACAGGACCUCCAGACCUCCAGAGGAGAAUAUGAUACACAGGACGCCUCACUCCAACCAAAUGGACGUCUCUGAUUCCAAUGGCAAGAUAAGGAGGGAGCCGUUUAGAAAGAUGAACACAGAGGUAAAAAGAGAGGCAAAAAAUGUGAARUUUGAUCUAACAAGUCCAAGAACUAAUCGAGGCAAGGAAAGUCUGGAGGAGGAGGCAAUUCCCAGAGGCAACGAGAAAAGCAGGAGACACAGAGUCCAGUCCAGCCGUUUGAUGAAGGUCAAGUUGAACUUAAACCCCUUAAGAAAAAGCAAAGUCCAUCCGAGGAAGAAAGAUGAGCAUGGCCAUACCAAGAACACAAGCUCCAAGAGGAGUAAAGAGAAAAGACGGCAUGGAAAAGGCAAAGAGGAGGAAGGAGAAGAGAAAUCUGGCAAGAGAUCUAAGAGUAGCAGAGAGAAGAAGAGAAAGUCCUCCAAAAUGGAGGAGGCAGACGAAGGAGAGCAAAAAAGCAGCAYAUCUAAAAGUGAUAAAAGUGCAGAAGGUGACCAGGAACAGAACCAAAACAUCUCCCAGGCACCUGACGGCACCACCGUCUCUGCACAAAACCUCCAGACUCUCCAGUACCAGACUGCGGGACUGGCAUUGGGUGGGGCUCAGCUGGCUUUCCAGCAUCCCUUCUCCUUCGGUCCAGCUGACAGGAAUCGUACUACCAACCUUUCCUUGCUAAACUCGCCUGGYUCACAGCUAACUGGAAGCACCCUGUCUCUUCAAGCAGGGAAGGCUUUGCUCAACACCAUGUCCUCAGGAUCCAAUCCACUGCUCACCAGUGGUCUGGCUAAUCCCAUUGCUCCUGGCGUGACACUCAGUGGGCUUAACGUAGCUCCAGGUGGUGCCACAGAAAGCUUCGCUAGACAACCUGCAGUAUCGACCAGGUUCUCAAAUCCUGCUCUUCUGGCCAAGACGAUACAAGCCAAUCCUUUACAAGCAGGUGGAAACCCCCCAGCUCCACUUCUUACCUCUAUAUCUGAUGGUCCUGUCCUGAGUUUAGCAAAUCCAGCUGCAUUGGGUAACAGCCAGACGCAGGUCGACAGUUCUGCAUCUGCAGCAGUACCAAAGCUUGAUCUAACUCACAGUCAAGACAUUCAGAGGGAACAGGGACAGAUUCAAUCAACCACUGAGUCACAAGCCCCCUCUACUAAAGACAACCUCCCUGAACAGGAUCAAGACGAGACGUCAGGGGAAAUCCCAGAAACUAGAGUGGAGAAAAUGUCUGUCAAUAUGCCACCUGACGGUGUGGCUCAAACUGAAGGACUUCAGGUAGGAGGAUCAGGAGAAUGUCUGAAGGCAGACAGUACGUCUGUAAUGGAUCAAUCAGUUCCUAGUCUGUCCAUACCAGGUGAAUCCUCCCCAGCUGCUGGAGGGGCGGCCCUCUUGCAGCAGGAGUACCUGUCAGAAGAAGGAGGCUUCUCACCGAGGAGGAAGCUGAGGCUGGUUCUUCCAGAAAAAACAUCAAACCGGCCRCCUACAGCUCUAGAGAGGAAAAUCCGCUAG